This is a messenger RNA of Spinacia oleracea (spinach), 1456 nucleotides long. Its product is annotated as phosphoglycerate mutase-like protein 1. The transcript is spliced from 11 exons. NCBI's taxonomy places the organism in Eukaryota, Viridiplantae, Streptophyta, Magnoliopsida, Caryophyllales, Amaranthaceae. Gene Ontology annotation, cellular component: cytoplasm. Bases 38 to 1018 code for a protein of 326 amino acids. The record is from RefSeq and is a predicted model, not a curated record. Gene Ontology annotation, molecular function: phosphatase activity.
AAUUUAUAUAAUUCAUCCACUUAUUAUUUAUUUGGACAUGUCCACCGUCGCCAUCAUUCUUCCACCUCCUUUCCUUCAUACAAAAACAACACCAUCCUCCAUUUCUUUGGCGGCUAUUCUUCGUGGACGACCAUUUUCUCUCUCCUCCCCGCCACCAAUUCGCUCCUCUAUAUCCUCUGCCAUGGAAAAUGUGAGCAGUCCAAGUUUAUAUCCGUUGCACCAUUGCAAAAUUAUUCACCUGGUGAGGCAUGCACAAGGACUUCAUAAUAUAGAAGGCGAGAAGAAUUACAAGGCAUAUAUGAAACCUGAGUAUUUUGAUGCACCCCUGACUCCAUUAGGUUGGCAGCAGGUGGAUAAUUUACGUAAGCAUGUUCGUGACUGUGGCCUGUAUAAUAAAAUUGAGUUAGUCAUAACAUCCCCUUUGCUAAGGACUAUGCAAACAACAGUUGGUGUUUUUGGUGGUGAGGGCUAUACUGAUAGGAUGGACGUGAUGCCACUGAUGGUGGCAAAUGCUGGAAACAGUGACCGCUCUGCCAUUUCAAGCCUAAACAGCCCACCAAUCAUGGCUGUUGAGCUUUGUCGUGAGCAUUUGGGAGUUCAUCCUUGUGACAAGAGAAGAGAUGUUCAUGAAUAUCAGUGUCUUUUCCCCGCAAUUGACUUUUCACAAAUAGAAACGGAUGAAGAUACAUUGUGGAAGGCUGAUGUCCGGGAAACCAAAGCAGAAGUGGCAGCUAGGGGAAUGGAUUUCAUGAAUUGGUUGUUGACAAGGAAGGAGAAGGAAAUAGCUGUUGUAACUCAUAGUGGUUUUUUAUUGCAUACUCUGACUCGAUUUGGAGAUGACUGUCACCCUCUGAUGAAGGAUGAAAUUAGUAAACGCUUUAAAAAUUGUGAGCUUCGUUCAAUUGUCCUGGCCGAUAGGAAUUUGAUAGGGUCUGAUGCACCAGUCACCAAUUAUCCUGGCAAGAUACCAGACGGGCCGGAUCUUCCAAGUGAUGAAAAGGAAAACAAUCAUUCCUGAGUAAGAACAUUCAAUAGAUUUCGUCGAGUCUCAUCCAGCACUUAAGGGUUAUGAUGGCAUUUCAGUGGUAAAAUUUUGGGAAACUCAAGGUUUGCUAACACAAAAACAAUGGAAUUCAUACUGGAAAGUUCAAGGUUGCCUGUUUGAUGAUGACGAUAUCUUUUUUCUCAGACAUCAUUAGUUUGAGGCAUUCUGCAGCUAUCUCAGUUCUAUAAAUGACUGAAUUGAUCUUCCUCUCUCGUAGAACUGUAUUGGCAGACUCGUGUGUACAAAUUUUAUCGAAAAGCUCUUUGACUUCAACUUUAUCAUUUUCGAGUUGUUUAAGCCUUACUCUUAUGGUCAUAACACAAAUCACACUCUUACGGAGUUGCAGUUCUUUCUACUGCAUACUGUAUUUCUUUUUUUAUAAAUAUUAUCAUAUUAUGGCGUUUCACAUUA